This is a messenger RNA of Cetraspora pellucida, 498 nucleotides long. The record is from the annotation of a GenBank genome assembly. Lineage: Eukaryota; Fungi; Glomeromycota; Glomeromycetes; Diversisporales; Gigasporaceae.
AUGAAAGCAAUAGGUUCAUCUGAACUUAAUAGUUUUAAUAUUCUUCAUGCAAUUAAUGCUAUAUCUGAUGCGUGGAACAAUGUUACUCAUGAAACAAUUGCGAAUUGUUGGAUAAAGACAGGUAUUCUUCCUCAAUACCAAGUAGUUGAAAUGAAUCAGGCAUGUCAACAGGUACAAGUAAAGUUAGAAAGAAAGUGUGAGGAGCUUAGUGGUUUGAUAACCAAUUUGGCAAAAAAAAAUGAAAUUAAUGAUCCUAUGGAUGCAAAUGAAUUUAUAAACAUUGAUGCUAAAAUUAUUUUCAAGAUACCGUUUGAUACUAAUAUAAUCUGUGCUGUUGAAAAUAAGAAUGAACCCUUUCAGGAAGAAAUAAUAGAACCAGUACCCAAAAUUGCUGAUAAUGAUGCUCUAAAAGCUAUCAAUUUGAUUGAAACAUAUCUUUUGCAACAAUCGAUGAGUUCAAUGCUACUGAUAAUGAUAGAAAUACCAUCCAUCGGUUAA